ACACACACACAUACUUGUAUAUCGAUCACAUUCAUGCAUGCAUUCACGGUAUUAUCAUAUAACAAUCCGUGUCAGGAAGGCGUAGCAUGAUGAAUAAUCAAAUGGCGCUGAAAGUGGAAGUCUAUCAGAAGGAAAACGUGAAGCCACUCUAUCCAACCCCGGAAUCCUUAAGCACCUAUAAGCUCUCCCUUCUCGAUCAAAUUGCCGGCACUUUUUACAUGCCCAUUGUCUUCUUCUACGCCCACUCCGCCGCCUCUCCUCCCCAUGAUUACGACCGCCUCAAACUCUCCCUCUCCAAGGCGCUUUCUCUCUGCUACCCACUCGCCGGCAGGCAGAAGGACGAGUUCACCGUCGUGUGCAACGACGCCGGCGCCGAUUUUUCCCGGGCAAACGUCACCAACUGCGACUUGCCCGAGGUCCUUCGGCAUCCGCGCCUCGACCUUCUCCGGCAGCUCUUCCCCCUCGAUCCGUACCCGACCGAUUUCGACCCUUCCCAGCCCUUGCUAGCUGUUCAGGUCAACAGGUUCCGGUGCGGCGGAACGGCGGUGGCGAUAUGCCUGUGGCACGCUCUCGCCGACGGGUCUGGGCUUUUAGGGCUCCUCCAGACGUGGUCGCGGUUCAACCGUGGGGAAGGCCCCGCCGCCGCUACCGCCAACCACCACGACGGCAAUUUCGUCGUCGACCCCACUCUGAUUUUCUCUCCGGGAAACUUCGACAUCCCGGCGCUUAUAUCCUCUGAAGUGGCACGGCAGAGACAUGUCAGCGAAACAUACAUCGGAAAACGGUUUGUUUUCUCCAAGAAAGAGAUCGAAAGCAUAAAAGAUGAGAUGCAGAAGAUUCCUUCCUCUGACAGCCGCCGCCCGACUCGGGUGGAGGCGUUGUCGGCUUUCAUAUGGGCCGCCGUGAUUAGGGCAACUCUUCGAGUCACCCCGAACCUGAAGACGCACGUUCUAACGAACGCGGUGGACCUGCGAAGGAGGAUGGACCCACCAUUCCCUCCCACCUGUCUAGGAAAUAUCAAUCAAAUAACCGCCGCCAUAUGGGCGGCGGACGGUAGACCGGGAGCCAUCACCGCCAAGUCCCUAAUCGGAAGCGUUCGAGAAGCCAUUAUGAAGGUGAAUGACGGCUACGUGAGGAAAAUGCAUGAGGGUGGCGGAUAUAUAAGAGCAAUAAUGGAGGCCAGAAAAGAGGAUCCUAGUGUGAGUAAUAACAAAGGAGAAGAAGCAGAAAAGAGGUUUCUUUGCAUAAGCACUUGGUUCAAGUUUGAGUGCCUAAAGGUUGACUUUGGGUGGGGGAAACCCAAGUGGCUGGGUCCGGGUAAUAAUUUGGGUGAUUUGGCUCUGUUAUUGGACGCGGAAGAUGGGGGCAUUGAAGCUUGGGUUGGGUUGCCCAGACCAAUUAUGAACCAUCUUGACCAAGAUGUUGACUUCACUUCACGUGUGGCUUUUAGUCAAAUUAUUUGGAACCCGUCGAAACUACCGCAGCUGUUACCGUCUCGGCUAUAAACUUCCCCAUCCACGUUCAAGCUUUGAGCAGCUAUAUAAUUAAGUUUAAAUGCCCGGCCUGGCCGGCCAUAUAUGAAAACAUGGUAACCCUAUAUGACUAUCACUAUGGAUUAUCUACUUAUUUUCUAUCAAGUCUUCUCUAAAUUAAAAUGUCUAUCUAUAUUAAGAUAUUUGUCUGAAUUAAAAAUAGUACUCCGUAUUCAAAUACUCCGUAUAAAGUUGUUUAUUUUAUGUGAUGAAUGAAAACAGCUGAAUAGAAGUGUUAAUGCAUGG
Cuscuta epithymum is the source of this 1778-nucleotide messenger RNA. Lineage: Eukaryota; Viridiplantae; Streptophyta; Magnoliopsida; Solanales; Convolvulaceae. The record is from the annotation of a GenBank genome assembly.